UGCUGAACAAAAGGCUGACCAAAAACGGCCUCGCGCGCUUAUUUGGAGUUUCGCUUUUCCGUUGUCCGGUACGGUACGGUACGGUGUUCUCUGGCAGAGGUGGUUCCCAUCCUAAGCUGUGUUUUUGGUCAGAUUCGGAGGUCCGUCCCGCUUGGAGUCGCGUUCGCGUUCGUCCUCCGCGAACACUCAACGUGGUGGUAUAAAAUACUCGCACAGUGGCCAAUACACUAUCAUUAGCUUGCUGUCAUUUGUUUAAUCAACACGCACUGAAUUAAUUGGUCGGUGCCUUAGGCCUUUAGUUAGUUUAGUUUAGUAGUCGCAUCUAUCCGGGUGACGAGUUCAGGUGAAAUCGAAAACCUAACCUCGAAAAAAAUAAACGAUGAAAUCGGUCACGUGUUUAGUGCUCGGGUUGGCCCUGUUCGGUGCCGGAGUGUCCUGUGCCUCGAUCGCAUCCAACCUGGUUGAGGCCACUCCCAGGAUCGGUUCCAGCGAGGAGCUGCUCUCUUCGAUCGUGAACGAGUGCUUCGACGCCACCGAUUCGGUGAUGACCUGCCUCAAGGGCAAGGUGCUCGUCUACCUGGACGGAGUUCUUGGGCUGCGGGAGGAGCAGGCUCGUGCCUUCGAGAGCCGCAACGUGGACAAGGUCAUCUUCGAUCGGGUUGCCCGAGUCCUGGCCACGCACGAGUUCGCCAUGCGCCUGCCCGAGGACACCGUCGUGAGCUACCGCGCCGACAAGGGAAUCGACUUUAGCUCGCUGCCAGUGGGAUUGGCCACCGAAUCCCGUGGUCAUUUACUGAAGAAGAAACUCCUGCUUCCAGUGCUGCUGCUGCUGAAGCUCAAGAUGAAGGCCCUGAUGCCGAUCUUCGUCGCCUUGAUCGGUCUGAAGGCAAUGAAGGCGCUUAUCCUGUCCAAGCUGGCCAUCACUCUGGUCCUGGGCUUCCUGGUCGCCCAGCUGGUCAAGAAGUCCGGCCUCGGAAUGCCUAUGAUGUCGAUGAUGCCAAUGAUGCCGGCCGCUGAGUACGGAGCUCCGGUUCCGGCCACCACCGAACCCGCCUCCAGCUACGGCCCACCCUCGUCCUGGGAAGGCUCCUCGUCCGGUGGACCGUACUCCCGCGUUUGGGAACCGUCGACCGCUUCGUCCAGCCACAGCCUGGCCUACAGCUCGUACUACCCGAGCUCCAGCGGAUCCAGCAGCUCGUACGGCUCCACCGCCUACAACUCCGGAUCGUCGUCCAUCUCAGGAUCUUCCUCGCCUUCCUCUUCCUCCUCCUCGUCGUCGUCGUCCUCGUCCGCGAGCUCGGCUCACGCUUACUAAAUACCAAAAUCCCACCUUCAAAAAUAACCAAAAAUGAGUCACCAUUCCCUCAAUCAUCGAGCAAUCCGUAGAUUAAACAAAUGUACAGAAAAAAAAAACACCAGCAAACCAAAAAAAGAAGAAAACCUAGAUCAAAAAAACUCAUCGAAAAAGAAACGAUGUUGCCAUACGCCAGCGGUUAACCUGCUAAAUUGACCAUCGCCAAUUCAGAACUAGGGUUGAUCACGCCGGCAAUAUGUGUGUCAUAGACGAAUUGUUGAAUAACAAUCCCGAACUGCUCUGGAUUGUUCGUUAUUUAUUUUGCUUUCACUGUCUUAUUUAUUUGUCUGAACCAAACUGUAUUUAAUAAACGAAAUGAAUU
Messenger RNA from Culex quinquefasciatus (southern house mosquito), 1676 nucleotides. RefSeq lists its product as uncharacterized. Bases 380 to 1315 code for a protein of 311 amino acids. NCBI's taxonomy places the organism in Eukaryota, Metazoa, Arthropoda, Insecta, Diptera, Culicidae. The record is from RefSeq and is a predicted model, not a curated record. The transcript is spliced from 2 exons.